Messenger RNA from Mugil cephalus (flathead mullet), 5322 nucleotides. It is a transcript of the gene carmil3, whose product is annotated as capping protein regulator and myosin 1 linker 3. The record is from RefSeq and is a predicted model, not a curated record. Gene Ontology annotation, biological process: regulation of Arp2/3 complex-mediated actin nucleation; cell migration. Gene Ontology annotation, cellular component: lamellipodium; plasma membrane. Lineage: Eukaryota; Metazoa; Chordata; Actinopteri; Mugiliformes; Mugilidae. The transcript has 41 exons. Bases 382 to 4602 code for a protein of 1406 amino acids.
UCCGGGUAUUUGAACUCCACUUUGUUCACUUCUUGUUUUGACUUUGAGGUGGUUCGAUGCCUGCGCUGCCAGUGAGGUGACUAAAGUCCACAAGAACAUAAGUACAGACAAGAAUGCACAUCGAUAAACUAUGAAAAUAGUCAUAGCACCGCAAAGAAGUCGGAGGCGCUCUUCGGGUUUUUAGCCAGUGCGCACCACGGCUUCGCUUCACUCCACACGGUGCGGACUGCUGCUGCGUCCGGAGCACCUGCAGGCGCAAAGACGGGAGAAAAAAAAACAAGUCGGCGGAAUAAGAAGUGUGCACGGCUGAGGUUUGAGGGGGACAUUUGAAAGCGAGAGGAGCGCAAGGAGAAGGGGCCGGACGGGCGGGAGGAGCGCACUAUGGCCUCAAAGGAGAACGCGGCGACGGGCUUCGUUAACGUCAGCAGGGAAAUCACAGAGAGCAUCAGGAAGGUGUUGGACAAACAGGCCGUUAAGUUUGUGCGAGCCAUCAAGCAGGACACUCGGAGCGGCAAAUCGGAGGACAGGAUUCUGGUCCUGGCAACAUGGAGACUGUAUCUCUUUGCUGUCAAAGUGCCCACCAAGAUGGAGGUCACAUUCAACUUUUUGGAGAUCAGAGCGAUGAACACCUACCCAGAACACCAGGUUGUCAUCGAUACAGACAAGACUACCUACUCGCUGAGGCUGCAGUCCCAGGACCAGCUGGAUCACGUAGUGAACCACAUCAACUACGCCCUCUCCCGAGUCUUCAACAACUCAAUUUAUGCUCCUCCUAUCUGUCGAGCAGAGGGAGACUUGCCCGAUGGGAGUCACAAGUUUUCUCCAAACUCCGAAUCGUCAUUAGAGCCUCAGAAAACCUGCGGAGGUUUUUCUGAGACCUAUGCCGCUCUUUGUGACUACAAUGGAAUUGGCUGCAAAGAAGAAGUGCAGUGGGAUGUUGACACAAUCUAUCACUCUCAGGACAACAGGGAGUUCAACUUGUUGGAUUUCAGCCAUCUUGACAGCAGGGACUUGGCAGUGAUCGUGGCAUCCAUUGCGUACAACACCUGGUUCACCAAGCUGUACUGCAAAGACAUGCGCAUAGGGUCGGAGGUGGUGGACCAGGUUCUGCACACAGUCAGCAAGUCCAACAGCCUGGAGGAGCUCACUCUGGAGAACGCAGGACUCAAAUCGGAUUUCCCACAGAAGAUGGCGUCGGCGCUGUCGGAGAACCCAUCCUCUGUGAUCCACUCUCUCAACCUGGCUCACAACACGCUAGACAACCAAGGAGUCUCCAACCUGAUUCAACAGGUGUGUCGUCUCAACAAGGGCCUGCGCCUCCUCAACCUCUCAAAGACCUCCCUCUCCUCCAAGGGUGUGGUUUCGUUGUCGCAGGCGCUGUGUUCAAGUGACGACUAUUCUAAUUCUCUGCUGCAUCUGGACCUCAGCAAAAACCCGGGGGUUUUGUCUGGAGACGAUGCCACGAACCUGUACCUGUUCUUGGCUCAGCCCAACUGCCUGGUCCAUUUGGACCUUUCUGGGACAGACUGCACCGUAGACUUGUUGUUUGGGGCUUUGCUGCGAGGCUGCUGCGCUGACCUCUCCUACCUGAACCUGUCCAAGAACUCCUUCUCUCACAGGAAGGCCAGAGAUUCUCUGCCAACUUUCCGUCAGUUCUUCAGCUCCGCGUUCAGCCUGACCCAUGUCAGCCUGGCCUCCAUGAAAGUCCCCCCGGAUUCACUCAGGGCUCUUUUCCUGGGUUUGUCCAAUAACCCUCAUAUCACUGAUUUACACCUGGACAUCAGCGGCUGUGAGCUGAGGUCAGCAGGCGCCGGCGUGAUUCAGGAACUGUUUCCUCGAGUUUCAUGCGUGGGGACUUUAGACAUCUCUGAUAAUGGUUUGGAUGCCGACUUGCUGGCUGUCAUCCCAGCAUUCUCCCGGCACCCUUCCCUCAAACACCUGAUGCUGGGGAAGAACUUCAACAUCAAGGGCAGGGCGCUGGAUGAAAUUCUGCAGAAACUAGUUCAUUUGGUGCAAGAAGAAGAGUGUGCCCUGCAGUCCCUCUCCCUAGCUGACUCCAGGCUCCGCCAGCGGGGCACGGUGCUGGUCAAUGCCCUCGGCUCCAAUGCCUGCUUACGGAAAGUGGACCUGAGCGGCAACCUCCUGGAGGACCCCGGGGCCAAGAUGCUCAGCAAAGCGCUGCAGAUCAACACGACGCUCAGGAGUGUGACGUGGGAUCGCAACAACACCACAGCGCAAGGGUUCCAAGAUGUGGCGAGAGCACUGGAGCACAACUUCACCCUGCAGUACAUGCCCCUCCCACUCAGCGAUGUCACUCAGGCGUACCGCAGCGCCCCGGAGAAGACCGACCAAGCCCUGAGCAAGAUCCAGCGUGCCCUGCUUAGGAACAACCAGACUCAGCGUUUCUCUCAGAAGCAGGCUCUCAGGCUGAACCAAGGCCUCGUCACCAGCACUGCCGAACAGGUGAUGGAGCGUCUGUGUGUGCGGGUGCAGCAGCAGGUUUGUGUCUUGAAAGGCUGUGAGGAAGGAGAGGAGGUUCAGACGGCCAGACAAAUUCUCAAAGAAGCCAGGAACUCGAGAGCUCUGUACCCAUCUCUGUGUGAGCUGGCCCACGUGUUGUCGGUGGACGGUCCAGUCAGACAGCGCCUGGACACUCUGGCCGGAGAGCUGGCCAAAGCUGCUGACAAGGAGCUGCAGGUGGUCGUGGACUCCAUGGUGUCUCUGUGCCGCGAGCUGUGCCCCAUGUCCUGUUCAGCCGCUGAGAGGCUCAGUCCACCUCUGUCGUCCAUCUCAGAACAAGUUUCAAUCCCUCGCUCCGCCAUUCGCAAUGCCAUGAUGGAGAGAGCAGCUGAGGAUAUCAACAGAGCCUUGGAAGAGGUGAAGCUUUCUGUGGUCUCCUAUCUGACCAACUCCAUAGUGGAUCAGAUUCUACAAGAGCUCUACACCACUCAUAAAACCCUGGUACUGCUGCGGCAGGUGUCUCAGGCGAAGCGCUGGGAUGACGUGGGGACGGGCAGACGCACCAUCAGACAGUCCAGAAUAAUGGAGUCUCUCGAAUUCCCCGAUGAUGACUUUGGUGUGAGCCUGGGAAUAGACACCAUGGCCAUAAAGAAGCGGAGCUCCAGAACUAGGAGAAUUCGUCCCGUCUCCACCAGACUGAGUUUAGGUGAGGAGCCCAGUUCUUCUCCUACGCCUUCUGCUCCACCGCACUCUGCUCCUCUCACCCACUCGGCCUCAUGGGAGUGUCUGUCCACCCUCCCCACCAACGGCUCACCCUUGCGUCAUGUGACCCACGUCAGGCCACGCCCACCCCGGAGACACAGAGCAGGACACCUUCUCCCUGAGUCUCAUUGCUCGGAGAAUGGGGGAGUCAGUAUGCUGGAGGAUGGACUGCCUGAUUUCUACAGCAAGAGAGUUCUGCCUGACAGUCAGCUGUCAUCACUCCAUCAGGCCCAGUCGCUGCGGAGGAAGAAGAGACGCAGCGUACUGUCCAUCUUCUCCGGCUUCCGAAAGAACCGCAACUCCACCAUCUCUAGUCAGGACUUGGACGCCUCAGAGAACGUCUACUCAAUGAUUCACCCCAAAGACGCUGUGAGGCCAGAGAGCGCUGUUCUUGGAGCGAAUGGUACCAUGCCUUCACCUCGGCCAACUCAGGGUGUACCUGUGCACGGGGUGAGAGCUGCCAGCCCCCCCUGCCUCAUCCAAAGACAGUCCACAGAUCUGGUCAGCAUGGUGUACAGCUGCAUCGGGGCAGAAAUUGAGGACUCGGACGGCAGCAGCACCUGUGACAUCAAAGCGACAGACCAAGAUGCUGACAGAUCGAUCACCAUCUCAGAUGCCCCGACAGAUACUCGAACUAACGGCCACGUGGUGUCCUUCAAACAACAGACGGACAGACAGAUGGAGACGGGCAGGCAGGAGAGGAUCGUGCCUCUGACAGACUCGAGGACUGAGAUGGAGGAGGACGUACAGAGUGGCGACGGUGGAAGCGUGUCCCCCUGUGGGCUGAGGCCAGAGCCUCCUCCACAGAGCACCAAGCCCAGUCUGGCUGUCAUGAGGCAGAGACACCUGCAGGAGAGUUUAGAAGAGGCAGGAAGGCUGGAGGGUAAAGAAGACCAAAGCGAAAGAAAGCUUGAAGACAAGCACAGAGGGCGAGAUCCAGAGGCUCAGCGUCCUCUCAUCCCCAAUAAACCCAGCCUGGACCUCACACGGGACAAACCCUCCCCAGAAAAGACCAAGAUCUCACCCAAAAGCUCACCUGUCACUCCAAGAGAAGAUCAAGCCAGUGGUCAGAGGAGUCUGCCUCCAGCUCAGUCCAUCAUCGAGGAAGAGGGGAGCACUGAGAGGGAAAGCCCACCAGCAUCUGCCAAGACAGAAGCAGCAGAUCCUGCCAUCAUCAGUCACGAUGAGGAGGGAGGCCAUAAUGGAUUUCCAGCAGCGUCCCAUCACACCAAGAAGUCCAACUCCUUUGACAUAGGAAUGGAACGUGACAGCCCCUACGAUCUGGAGAGGUCUUCAGAUCGCAGAUUCCCUAUGAAAAAGCCUUGUUUCCCCCAGUACAGAAACAGAUCUCUGGACUACCCUGCUGGGACCAGGUUAUGAAAGCCCUCAGCUUGAGAACAGAGACGCAUUAUGACAUUACCUGCGGACUGGGAAGAGUUCGCGGGGAAGGAACGAUUGGAGCACAGAGGACUGGAGAGAGACGAGCUUUUAAAACUGUGGACUGUGGACUCAACCGACAAUGAUUCAACAGCAGCUCUUUUCCUUCUUUUAAUCCAUGUAAACAUUUGUUGCUGAAAAUGCAUGUACUGUAGCUUUCUGUUUUAACUGCUUGCACUUGCUAUGGUUUUCUCAGGCGAAAGGGAACCUGCACAUACAGUAGUUCAGUGUCUCUCCAGUGUGCUCAUGAAUCGUCGUUUUAUGCAUUUGUGUAAAACCAUUUAGUAUUGAAAUAUUUGAUUCCAUCCCCUUCUCGUCUUUUACUGACAAUCUGUGACUACUAAAAGUGAGUUUGUACUGUAUUUAUUCUAAUGGGAUGUAUAUAUUGAAUAUAAAACUGCACUAACCAUUGUGGUAACUCUGCCAGUUAACAAUCAUGUUUUUAUUCGUGAUAAUCAUUUGAUAACUGUGUUUGUAAGUAUGUUUUUGGUGUGUGCUGACAUUGAUGAUUGAGAAACGUGUUACCAUGCACUCCCAUCUCUUCAAGAGUAUUUAAAUCAGUCAGUGGAUCGUUUUAAUCUGAUUUUGCGGGCCUGGAAAUGAGUAUAUUUUCUAAACAUGAAUCAGAAUAAAUAAAAUUGACUUCACAGGAAAAAAAAAAAA